AUGGUUGCAGUUGAAGAGGUUUGUCAGGAAACGGAAGUGGUCACAGAGGAGUACAAAGAAGUGGAGCUUGUAAGACCACUGAAAACACCUCUCCCAAGGCCAUUAUCACCCAAUACAACCUUCAAGUGGGUAAACUCCUUAGCCUUUAUCUUCACCUUUCCACUUGAAUAUGGCUUGCUUGAAACAGAUGGCCAGCUUAGAGUUCUUUGUGGCUUUAAUAGUGAGAGGGGGAUGGCUAGUGAUAGAAGUUGGUCUGCAAGAUUCAAUAAGGUUCCACGCUUCAAUUUGAGGUUCAAGGAUUGGUAUAAAGCUCGACUGAGUGGAUUUCCAAAGUUUGGGUAUCUCAGUGGAAAUUCAGGUUGCAUACCGCCCGGUUGGAACAAUGCAGAUCAAAGCGAAGACGGGUAUAAAAGCAAGCCACCACCGCCGGCCCAGCCCGCUGCACCACCACCGUCACAGACCCCCAACCCCGCAGCCAUUCACCCAACCUUCCUUCUCUUCCUCUUCUCUCCCUCCUUCCCCCUACCACCCCUGCCCCGUGGCCAACCCGACCCAACCCACCGUGCCACCACCGUCGACCACCCCUCGCCGCACCGCCCUCACCCCUCUCCUUCUUCUAUUCCUAUCCCUCUUUCGCCCCCUGCCUCCACCCACCACCGCGGGACCCCCGGCGCCACCGUGCCACGUCCCAAUGCCGUCGUUCCGCCACCACCAGCGCCGCGUACCACCCCUCCUCUCUCUUUGUCUCACUUUCUAGCCACUGCCCUCCCAGGUUCCACUACUUCUAUCUCUGCAAACUCCAAAUCUACUUCUGUUAAAUUAGAUUAA
Molecule: messenger RNA, 828 nt
Organism: Arachis duranensis
Lineage: Eukaryota; Viridiplantae; Streptophyta; Magnoliopsida; Fabales; Fabaceae
Exons: 2
Coding region: 1-828 (275 amino acids)
Source: RefSeq, a predicted model, not a curated record